CUGUUAGCAUGCUAAUCGGCUGCUAGGUGAGGACAGCAUGCUAACGGCUAAUAGGUUAGCGCGGACAAUUAAUCAUAUUCCUGCAAAACCGGAGGUACUCAAGUCGUUUGUGAUGGUUGCUAUGCAGAUUUUGUGUCAUUCUCCAGCCGUAGAUCCUUACAAACCUCGGGUUUCUGGCUGUUAAAUGCGUCUUACAUCUGAAAUGGUCCAGCCGUAGCCGCGGUUCUGUUAGCUGUCCGCGCUUCUUACAGCCCUGGUACCGACUAUUUCCUGAAGAAUCCAUGAAGCAUUCGGACUUGAAUCGCCGAUCGUGGCUGCGCUAGUGUGCAGCGUUUCGCUCUCGGCUCGGAGGUUUCCAUAACAACAACUACGACUACUAGCUAGGCAAGUGUGGCUCGUGUGCGAGUCCAGCAGCAGCAGGGAACGGAACGCGCUUCGGGAGGCAGACCGUGGCACCGGCAGGUCUGCUCUGAAUUGACGCGCUGGCGCAGGUCGUGGGCUGUCCGUGGACAAUGCGCGACAGUGGCGGUAGCUUGGCCCAGAACCGCUGGCAGGGAGAUCUGGGCCUGACUGCUGUGGGGCAGGACGGCACCGGCGGAGGUGGGAUUCCAGGAGACCACCUGAUCGUCCCGGUGUCGGGCCACAGCGUUUCCAGCCCCAUGCAGCUCAGGCUGGGCCAGAAGGAGAAGCUGUGGACGGGCGAGUAUAUAGAGGAGGAGGAAGAGGAUGGCAUGGAAACGAUGGGCGAUGAAGAAGAAUUGACAGAUGUGUACUCGGAGGACCUGGGGGAGUUUGAGGCCAAGGCCUGGAAGGACAGCGGGAAGGAGGAAAUCAAAGACGUGGAAGUGGAGGAGAGCCAGAAGAAGCUGGAGUGGGACGUCCCAGAUUUCCCAUCCCAGUCCUCCCAGCAGCUUCGCGUUCUGCAGCAUCACGGAGCAGAAGAACAGCCGGAUCAGUCCAGUGGGGUCAGAGGAGACGACCUUCCCUCCCCAGCUGCAGCCAGGAGGCCACGCCCCAGAUGGCACAGGGUUCAGAGGGGCAGGUACGUUCAGGCCCACGGAGCUCUCGGACAUCUGCUCGCCAUGCGCUGGCGGACCCGGUGCAAGAGGCGCCAGCUGACGAGCUCGCACAGGUUGCAGUGCUCCAACUUGUCCAGCAGGCGGAGGAAGAUGAGGAGAUACGAGCAGGCUCCCUACAGCGAGGAGGAGGACAGCAGCGAAGAGGCGUUCACAGCCUCCUGCAGAGACAAGCCGAUGAACGGCCCUUCCUCGCACAAACUACACGAAGGAUCAAAAAAGGCGGUGGAGGUGAAGCCCGUGGAAGUGGCGCUGAGCGAGGAGCACGCCAGCUGUGUAACUGGGAUUCUGCAGGAGUGUCUGCAGCAGUACGGGAGUUUGAUUCCCGUGCACAUAGACGACGUGGUGGAAAAGCUGCAGGACCUUUUCAAGGAGAACUUCUCACAGCCCCACAGGAAAGCUAUGGUCCAGCACCUCAUGCAGUCCUUCCAGCGCACGUCAGGAUCAGCCGUGGCCAAAACAUUCAGAGUCAACUACAAGAGGCACGUUCUGACCAUGGACGACCUGGGAACGCUGUAUGGACAGAACUGGCUCAAUGACCAGGUGAUGAACAUGUAUGGUGACCUGGUCAUGGAUUCUGUUCCAGAUAAGGUCCAUUUCUUCAACAGCUUCUUCUAUGAUAAGCUCAGGACAAAAGGAUAUGAAGGAGUAAAACGGUGGACAAAGAAUGUGGACAUCUUUCAGAAAGAUCUGCUGCUGAUUCCCAUCCACCUGGAGGUGCACUGGUCUCUGGUCAGCGUGGACAUCCAGCAUCGAGCCAUCACAUAUUUUGACUCCCAGCGCACCCUCAACAGGCGCUGCCCCAAGCACAUUUUCAAGUACCUGCAAGCUGAAGCCGUCAAGAAGAACCAGCAGGACUUCCUGAGUGGCUGGAAAGGCUUUUUUAAAAUGAACGUGGGGCGCCAGAACAACGACAGUGACUGUGGAGCGUUUGUACUGCAGUACUGCAAGUGUCUGGCUCUGGGGCAGCCCUUCAGCUUCGGCCAGCAGGACAUGCAACGGCUCCGGAGGCAAAUGUACAAAGAACUGUGCCACUGCAAGCUCAUCCUGUGACCCGACGGCGAGGAGGCUCAGCACGGAGUCGGGGGACAACGGGGACGGGACACUUGGAAGAGCCUGAUCGGGAACUCUGCCGGCUCGAUCACGUGACGCCGUUGUCCUCCUGUGGUUGGUCGGCCCUCCUCUCCUCCCCCUCUGGAACUGCGUACGGACUUCCUCGUCAGUCGGGAACUUGCCUUUUUUUUCCGGGUCGGCUCCAGGUGGCCUGGUGCUGAGGGGGGGGGGGGUGGAUCAGAAUGUGGUGGUUUUUCCUGAAUGCAGAGAGGAGUGCGGUUGAACAUCACUGUUUGGCAGACGCUUCCAUCGCUCCGGACGCACUCAGCAGCUGCAGUCCCCCACACCCCCCCAGACAAGAACGAUGUUCAUCCAGAACUCAGACGCUGCGUUUUCCUGCGUCACGCUACGGUUUCACGAGCUCUGGAGCAGAGGCAGGUUUUCGCUGUACAUUCUGCAGGUGGCACCGCCUGCCGUCCUCGGCCACAAACUCCGCCUUCAUUACCAACAUGAGCGCAUCUUUGGAGACGGGAUCUGCGUCCAGCGACGCACCUGAGAGCCAGCAGGACUCUGAGGGCCGACAGUGUAUCACAUUUAUCUUUUUACUGUGUUUUUUUGCUGUCAGUGAACAUGUGAUAUGCUUUGUCUUUUUGUUUGUUUUACCAAUGUUUCCAGGACGACAACUCUGUGUUGCUUUGGCCGUUGAAUAUUUGUUUGAAGAGAAGCCAUUCUGGAGAGGACCACAGCAGGCGCAGCACGUCCACCACGGAGCUGCAGAGCUUUUUUUUUGUUUCGUUUUUUUUUUUUUUUUUUUGAAUAAAGAGGAACGAGUCUUCUUCCUUGUUGCAGUGUUUCAUCUGCAUAGACGAUGCAGACUUGCUUUCUAUGGUCGGGACGCGUUACGUUGCUAAAAUAAAAGUUGAUGGCAAACAG
Messenger RNA from Oryzias latipes (Japanese medaka), 3062 nucleotides. It is a transcript of the gene senp3b, whose product is annotated as SUMO specific peptidase 3b. NCBI's taxonomy places the organism in Eukaryota, Metazoa, Chordata, Actinopteri, Beloniformes, Adrianichthyidae. Gene Ontology annotation, molecular function: deSUMOylase activity. Gene Ontology annotation, biological process: proteolysis; protein desumoylation. Gene Ontology annotation, cellular component: nucleus. The record is from RefSeq and is a predicted model, not a curated record.